This is a messenger RNA of Psammomys obesus (fat sand rat), 219 nucleotides long. RefSeq names its product 60S ribosomal protein L38-like. The record is from RefSeq and is a predicted model, not a curated record. Gene Ontology annotation, molecular function: structural constituent of ribosome. Gene Ontology annotation, cellular component: ribosome; cytosolic large ribosomal subunit. NCBI's taxonomy places the organism in Eukaryota, Metazoa, Chordata, Mammalia, Rodentia, Muridae. The transcript has a single exon. Gene Ontology annotation, biological process: translation; protein-RNA complex assembly. Bases 1 to 219 code for a protein of 72 amino acids.
AUGCCUUGGAAAUUUGAGAAAAUCAAGAACUUUUUGCUAACAUCCCAGAAGAAGUAUGCAAAAUUCAUCAAGAACAAGAUCAAUAGUAACAAGGAUAAUAUGAAAUUCAAGGUUCAGUGCAGCAGGUGUCUUUAUACCCUGGUCAGCACAGACAGGGAGAAGGCAGAGAUAUUGAAGCAGUCCCUGCCCCCUGGUUUGGCAGCGAAGGAGCUUAAAUGA